UGUGUGCAGUUUGGGAAAGCGUUUGUGUGCGCUGCUGCUUUUAGUUUCGAUUACCGUAGUUAUAAGUUUUCAACAAGUGACCGUCAACAUUGGGAUAUAUUUGCCGUAUAAAAUAACUAUGGUGAAAGGAAUUUUAGAAUUUCUGACACUCGGUGUGUUGGUGUUUACAGGUAGGCCUACACAUGCCUCCUCUCCUCUUGAGCUCAACCCUCCCAGAUUGGUGGUGAGAUAUGGAGACUCAGUCUCAGUCAACUGCAGCACAUCCUCCACAGACCAUGAGGGGAUGGGCUGGGAGGCCACAUACGGAGGUACAGGUUUUGAACAAAAUGUCAACAUUGUCACCUGGACUGUGGAUAACCUUACUGAUUGGACAAUAGAACCUAAAUGCUACAUCACCCUCAAUGACGGCAACCAACUCAUAGAAGUGCUUCCAGUCAUUCUUUACAAGACUCCAGACAGCGUGUCCAUCUCUGUUCUGAGCCACUCUGGUCCCAUGGUGGAGGGGACAGAGUACCAGCUGCAGUGUGACAUCCAGAACAUCGCUCCUCAACAGAACCUGGUUGUGAAGUGGUACAAAGGGAAUGAACCCGUAGAUAAUGUAACUUACAGUAACAUCAUUAAGACACCAGUGAAUGUGUCAGCUACUCUGAUGAUCAGCCCCAGUAGAGAUGAUGAUGGAGCUCAGUAUAGAUGUAGAGCAGAACUGGACCUGGGACCAGAGGGACCACAACCCCAUCCUACAGUGACAUCAGAACCUCUCAACAUUACUGUGCACUACCCCCCAACCUUUUCCAGACCUGAAGCUGAGACCCUGGACAUUAGAGUGGGGGAGAAAAUCACCUUAAACUGCACGGCUACUGGAAGGCCCACUCCUCUGUACAGUUGGCAGUCUUCAGAUGUCCUAGAAGCUCUUUUCACCCCCUCCUCCGAGCUCCCAGGAACCUACACCUGCACUGCCUCCAAUCUGAUAGGCAAGAACAGCAAGACAUUCACUGUGAAUCCCAAACCUAAAGGGGGCCGCACAACAUUUUAUGCCAUCAUAGGAUCAGGCCUGGGCCUGGCAUUGCUGGUUGGGAUCGGCUAUUUAUUUCUCAAACAGAGAGCAGGUCGCAACUCCAUCAUCUGAGCAGGCCAGAGGAAGAGCAAUUAUAUCGCCAGUCUGACCAGCAUACUUCCUCAACAGCACUGUAUGAAUAAGAAUGGUUGCUUAUUUAAUUAUUAUGAUGAAUGGCUUCAAUCCUGCAUGGCUUAUAAAUCCAAAGAGUGCUUUCUAUUAGCCUACUCCACCCAAUGGCUUUGUGCCAUUUGGAUGUGGUGUUGCAUUGUUUUGAAUGUGGCUUGUGCUGUGUCUGUGUAAGCAUGUGGCGCGACACUACAAAGCAUUCAUUCACAGGCAUGUGUGUCCUGUUUUAUUAUUUGUUUUAUAAUCAAGCAUGCCUGAAUGUAGUCUCUCUUCUCACAGCAACUGUGUCUCUGUCACGGAGGUAAAGCAGCUGUGAAAAGAGACUAGCCUGAUCGCUGUAGUCUGAUGACAGCACCAAGUGACCUUAUGUGACUGCACAGUGAGAAAUGAGCCAUGCAAUGCAUCACUUCCUAUCUAAUGCUUUUUUUUGUUGUUGCUCUAAAUUGGUGGUACCAGAGCAUUUUAACUGAUUAAGUUCGCUAUUCCAAAAGCCACAGGCAGCUUCUCUCCUCAUUAUUGCUCAUUUUGUUCUCUGCCCACACUCUUCCACUUUAUUUCUCUCUUUUACCAUCACAGCACCCUUGAUUCUCAGUAUUGUCAGUAUGCUUGAUGAUAGCUUUAAUCAUUGGUCUUUCACUUUCUCAACCUAUAUCUGUGGACCAUAGGGAAGUGAACAUGCAUACCGUCAUGAACCCCAUGGACAGUCUCCUGCACACAGGCUCAGGGCUGUGAAGAGAGAAAGGCGAAGUCCACUAAUGUGUUUUAUCUAUAUCAGGUGUUAUCUCAGGUGAAUAGGCUACACAGUCAUAUCUCACCAUAGCUGGCUCACAUGGUACUUUACGAAGUUACCAUACUGUGUGUUACUUGAAACAAUGCCCUGAGAUGAUGAUGUUACUUGCCACUUCUUUCUGUUUUGACAAGAGUGCAGUGGCACAGUCCUUCAUCGUUGUCUUUUUUGUUGAAUCACGAUCAGAGAUUUGUGUUGAUUUUUUAUGACAAGUUUUAAAACCAAUUUAUGCUAGAUAUUUCAAGGUAUGAUUACAGUGUGAAGCGCAAGGUAUGUUCAGUUCACAUCGCACAGGGCUGGAAUAGCAUUGGUAUGGUUGGAAAUUGUGCUUGUAAGGUGCACACCACACUAUUUGAGUUGCACUAGCUUUUUACAUGUGUAUUGUGUCGCUAACCAAUGACGUGUUUAUUGUCAAUUUUAUUUCAGCACUGAAUGUUGUUAUAUCCUCUCCUUAACAGUCGCUAACACUCAUUCUCUACUUUAUUUAUACUUUUUUUGUCAGCUUGCUUAUGUUUAUAUGACCUCUGUGAUGUAUGUGAGGGUUUCCAUCUGACUGCUCUUCCGUUCAGACAUUUAGUUCUCUCUUCGGAAUGCUGAUACUGUCAGGCUCAGCAUUGUGUCAGAGAUUCAGUUUCAGGCAGUGUUCUACUGCAACCUAUUUAGGUGAGAAUGAUUGUGUCUUUAAUUUCCAUUUCAAUAGCGCUGUAACAUUGGUUUAAAGGUUUGAAUCGACAAUGUAGGUGAUGUUUACCAUGCAUACACAGCAUUCACUGUCAAACAUCAACCAGCUAUACUCAUUGAGUUAAAGUUUUGAAAGAAUCAGUCUUUCACUGUGACAUGUUCCUCUACUAUCUUUUGUAUGCCAUUGUGAACCUUUCUCUCAUUGUCUCCCAUACAUCACUGUAGCAGUGACACUUCCAUACUAGUCAGUGCAAACUAAGGUCAAUGUAAAGCAAAGCAUGAAAGUCCAUCUGUUAUCCUGCCCAAGGUGGCUCAUAUAAAUACUUCCUUUUUCA
Messenger RNA from Coregonus clupeaformis (lake whitefish), 2986 nucleotides. RefSeq names its product hemicentin-1-like. Gene Ontology annotation, biological process: cell-cell adhesion. The transcript has 5 exons. Gene Ontology annotation, molecular function: integrin binding. Gene Ontology annotation, cellular component: membrane. The coding region runs from base 119 to 1126 and encodes 335 amino acids. Lineage: Eukaryota; Metazoa; Chordata; Actinopteri; Salmoniformes; Salmonidae. The record is from RefSeq and is a predicted model, not a curated record.